Molecule: messenger RNA, 162 nt
Organism: [Torrubiella] hemipterigena
Lineage: Eukaryota; Fungi; Ascomycota; Sordariomycetes; Hypocreales; Clavicipitaceae
Source: the annotation of a GenBank genome assembly
AUGCUUCGCAAGCGCCUCAUCCUCGACCUCUCCAUUGGUCUCGGUGCUGGAUUUGCUAUGGCCAACGUUUACUGGUACGGCUUCCACGUUCCCCGUACCAACCAGCGCGACGCUUUCUACAGCAAGCUCGAGGCCAAGCGCGAGGCCGAGAAGUCCGAGUAA